Molecule: messenger RNA, 1469 nt
Organism: Cannabis sativa
Lineage: Eukaryota; Viridiplantae; Streptophyta; Magnoliopsida; Rosales; Cannabaceae
Product: probable trehalose-phosphate phosphatase D
Exons: 12
Coding region: 194-1333 (379 amino acids)
Biological process (GO): trehalose biosynthetic process
Molecular function (GO): trehalose-phosphatase activity
Source: RefSeq, a predicted model, not a curated record
CUCUUCAAUCCCUGCCCAACACAACACACUUUUCUCUUCCUUUCCUAUAUUCUUCUGUUUCUCUGUUUUUCUUUCUUCUUAUUCUCAAGAAAACAAAGCACUACUAAAACCCAAGUCAAUUAAAUUGGUUUUAUUGCAAUAUCUGAAUCAACAACUAAUAAUAUUUACGGGGAUUAUCUUCAUAUAUAUAUUUAUGGCUAACCAAAAUGUGGCUUCGUCGUCUGAGAUGAAAUUAGGAAAUGGGUGUGUCACCAUUUCCAUGAACAAGCUUCAGCGACUUAAUGAAAUUCAUAAUAUUGGUGGUGGUGGUGGUGGUGGUGAUGGUGAUGGGAGGACUGGUACAGGAACUAGAAUGAGUUCUUGGGUUGAGUCCAUGAGAGCCUCUUCUCCUCCACGUAGUAAUAACAAAACAAUUACUACUGCUACUACUAAUAAUAAUAAUCCUGCUUCUGUCUCACAAACACAAAAUCACAACCAAAACUCUUGGAUAGCUAGUCAUCCUUCAGCUCUAACCAUGUUUGAAGAGAUAAAAAAUGCUUCAAAAGGAAAACAGAUUGUGAUGUUUCUUGACUAUGAUGGUACCCUUUCUCCCAUUGUAGAAGACCCAGAUCGAGCUUUCAUGUCUGAUAAGAUGAGAUUUGCUGUGAAAACAGUUGCUAGAUAUUUCCCAACUGCCAUAGUCAGUGGAAGAUGCAGAGACAAGGUUUAUGACUUUGUGAAACUACCUGAGCUAUACUAUGCAGGCAGCCAUGGAAUGGACAUAAAGGGUCCCACAAAAAUUACCAAACAAAAAAAGAUUAAGAAUGCAGUUAUGUAUCAACCUGCGGCAGAAUUUUCACCAAUGAUUGAUGAGGUGUACACUAUUUUGGUGGAAGAAACAAAAUCCAUCCCUGGAGUCAGAGUGGAGCAUAACAAGUUCUGCUUAUCAGUACACUUUCGCUGUGUGGAUGAGAAUAAUUGGGACGCUUUGGCUGAUCAAGUUAAAGUGGUUCUCACUGAAUAUCCAAAGCUGAAAUUGACUCAAGGGCGAAAGGUACUAGAGAUCAGGCCAACCAUCAAAUGGGAUAAGGGCAAAGCCCUUGAAUUCUUAUUGGAAUCUUUAGGAUAUCCCAAUGCUAAUCAAGUGUUGCCCCUAUAUAUUGGAGAUGAUCAAACCGAUGAGGAUGCAUUCAAGGUUUUGCGUGAUAGAGGACAAGGAUUUGGAAUCCUUGUUUCUAAAUUUCCAAAGGAAACAAAUGCCACAUAUUCUCUGCAAGAACCAUCUGAGGUUAAGGACUUUUUGAGAGAGCUGGCAAAGUGGAAAAGGGUGUUUAUGCGAAGAGAUGGCCGCUAGAGGUGUAUGUGUGAGAUUGAGAGUACUACUACUAUAUAUAUAUAUAGCUAGCUAAUUAUAUAUGCUAAUUAACAAAGUGAUAAUUUUGUCAAGGGUGUGUAUUGCAAUUUAAUCAAACAAUGUGUACUUUUAAUCU